AUGGACAAAAGGAUAAACUUAAUUUCAAUUUAUUUAAUGUCCAAAAAAAUAUUUUUAUUAUUAUUUUUACUACUAAUUUUGUUUAUUGUUGUCAAUUCUUUUGACUCGCUUCAAAUUCCUCAAAUACAAAGGCAUAGUGAAAUGCUAGUUCCUUUAAAUUCAACGACCGCUUUGCUUUGUGAGCUUGUUUUUAACCAGGGAAGGCCUAAUGAGGAGGCUAGAUGGAUUUUUGAAGGGAAGGAAGUGGCCAGAGUGAAUGGUCAGAGCAAUGCUUUCCUCAAUAACAACUCUUCCAAUGCUUCAUCAAAAGCAGAUCCAAUCCCAGAAAUUGGCUUCCUAAUAAUUCAGAGCACUCUCAGAGAACAUGAAGGAGAUUAUUGGUGUGAAAGAUUAAGCGAUGGACUGUUAGGGGAAAGAACUCGUCUCAGAGUAGCCUUCCUCAAACAGUUUGCCCCUGGAAGUGGGCCAGUAAUUGUAGAUGGAGGAUCAUCUAGAGGUGAAGGACAACUUGUAGUAUUGGACUGUCCUCAAACUUUUGGAGUUCCCCCGCCAAUAAUUAAUUGGAAAUUGAAUGGAGAGCGUUUAAUAGACUUUCUCUCAUUAAAUAUGGAAAUUGCUCCAAACGGCUCACUUCUUCUCCACAACUUUUCUUCUUUACAAAGCGGCUUUUACACUUGCGAGGCUGUCAAUUUUGUUGCCAAGACUCUUUCUGAACCCCUUUUUGUUGGACCGCCGCAAAGACGACUUUUGGAAUCUCAAAUUGCCAAUAAUAAUUUUGUUAAUUGCCUUAGUGUUUAUGUACGCAGUGGUGUGCUUUGGUUUUUAGUUGGGUGUUUGGCUACUAGUUGUAUGGUUCUGGCCUAUAUCUUGGGGGCAUUGUUCCUCUACCGCCUUUACUCUUCCAACGAACAAAACCACAGAUUAAGAAGAUGGCCAUGUUGCCCGUUUCUAAGCACCUCUGGCUUCAGAAAGGUUAUAGCGCCGAUGGAUACUGAAAGGAUUUUUGUUCCCCCUCCACCUUGUUAUGAGGAAUCUGUUUAAAUCGUUUUUUUUUAUUUUUCUCCUUAGAGCUUUUUUUAACAUAAAUUUUUGUUU
Molecule: messenger RNA, 1095 nt
Organism: Meloidogyne enterolobii
Lineage: Eukaryota; Metazoa; Nematoda; Chromadorea; Rhabditida; Meloidogynidae
Source: the annotation of a GenBank genome assembly